AUGAGCGACCGCAGGACGUCGCUCCUGAUGGAAUCUUCCGCAGAGCUGACCACAGAGGUCUCUCCGCCCAUAGUCCCCGUAAGGGACGAACCUGCAUCAUGGACGACAUCGCAGGGCGACGACGGCGAAGGCGGCCUAGGGACACUGGAAGACGAUGGAGAUAUGCAGGACUCGGACGACCCUGACACCACGGAUAACUUUGAGCAGGAUCCAGACGAGAGUCAGGAUCAAGAUCAUGAGGAAGAGGAAGAUGACGACUUGGAAGCAAAGAUGGAUGAACUAUACCAUCAACUCCAAGUGGAAACGAAGGCAAAGGAAUCCGCCGAAAGCUUGCUAGAAGUGUACCGGAGCAGAGAUGUUGGCAAUGCAGGAAAUAACAAAUUGAGGAAUCAGGUUGAGCAAGAGUUACAAGCUACUAUUGAGCGGAUUGCCGAGAUUAAUCUCCAGCUAGACUUUUACAAACAACGAGCAUUCGACCCGCCCUCGUUCGGUUACCUUCCGGAGCAAGCUCUGAAGGAUUCUCAACAAUCCAUCCCAGUAUUAGCGAGAAGGAGCCAUUCCAACUCUUUCUCUACAAGCGACUAUGCCGACAACGAAGAAGAUCGGCAAAGCAUACACUCAGCAGUAGUGGAUAUUGUGAGCUCUUUACGCAACUUGCUGGAUUUGCCAUCGGUUAGAUUGGAACAUCUCUCCAAUUUAGUGAAUAUAUUGAAGCAAAACCAGCAUAUACAUCCAGGAUACCCAACGCAGGAGCUCGUAUCAUGUCUGCGGCUCUGUUUAGCAAGCACUGUCAGAGAGAUUCGGUUGAACGCAUAUCGCUGCCUACGGCUUCUUUCAGGAACCGGACCCAUCGGACCAUUACUGACAACGCACAAAAUCGACAUGUUUAUCGUGAAGUCACUCAUGGCUGACCAUCGUAUGGAAUCUGAGAGGAUAGAGGCGCUGAAGCUGGUUAGAUGCUUUGUUACGACAAAGGAGGGUAUGCAGUAUAUUUCCGACGGUAUUAUGCGAGCAGUGAUCGCUAUUGCAGAGCAAAACGACGAGAAAUUACGAAACGCCUGCUUGGAAACACUUGGAGAAAUGGUUAUGUCGGAUCCAAAACCGGUUGCACGCUGUGGAGGAUUUAGAGCCAUAUUGGUGGCAUUGACGGAUAGUCUUCAGGACUUGUCGGAUGCUCUUCUCAAAGUGUUCCUGUAUAUGUUGGAGAGCCCCGAAACUCGAAUAUACGUAAGGCAAGGCCUGGACUCGGAGAUGAUCAUGGCGGUCUUCACGGACAUCUACUCCCAAGGGCCUUCGUAUACCGACCGGGUUAAGGCAUCUGGACGCAUUAUCGCAGCAAUGAUUCGAUCUUGGGCUGGGCUGUUCGACCUUUGUACGAACGACAAGCGCGCUAUUCGUUCUUUGGUUCAGUCCAUCAAGUUGCCGAUCCAGGAAAACAGGAAAGUACUGCUGGAUAUUCUUUACGAGAUAUUUUGGAUACAGACGCCGAGAUGGCUCAAGGACUUCCUGGACGGCAAAAACAUCAAACCAACCCAGGAGGAUCUGGACAGUCAUUGGGGAUCGAACUUGGAGCCACUGGGAUUGAUGGAUCAUCACCAGAGCGUUGUCUUGACAGUCUUUAUCGAUGCAGGCUUGAUAGAGGCUCUGAUUUCCCUAAUAGCCGAUGAUACGCUCACAAGAGCUGGAGAUGCUGAGGCUAGAAAGUUGCUCAGGAAAGCAACGUUAUUGAUUCCCGAGCUCAUGCAGCUCGCGUGCAAGGUCUUACCACCGGACAGAUGUACCCACAUCCAGUCACUGCCAUCGCUGUUUCAAGUUGCGACGAACUUUGAAGACCCUGUGCUCCGUCAUACUGCUACAAGCGCCUUCCGGUUUAUUGACACUUUAAGCCGGACAUCAAAGGGAAUGGCCGCAGAACGGCUGUACGAUGGCCAUGAGCAGAGGCACUUGGAUCGAAUCAAGCAGCGGAUAGGGACUCAAUUGGAUGACACCAGUUUUCGAUCUCUCUUGAACGAUACUCAGGUCCUUGCAACAAAGGACGUCUCGAAGUGGCGUUGGAAUCUGAUAUUGGAGAUUAUUCAAGGCCCAAUGCUCAAUCCCAGAAGACUUGAUGAGGCGAUUCGUGGCACAAAGUUCUCAAAGCGGCUUCUUGCGUUCUACAGACCUCUAAAUCACCACUACUCAAGUCAGCCAGCCAGUGAGCUUCAUCAAUCCUACACCAAGAUAGGGUGUGCACUUUUCGAAACCUUGGCAAUUAGCACGGAGGGAGCGAAAUACUUGGCGCAGAACAAGAUUUUGCGGCUCAUUGCAGAUGGUCUUGCACAGUUGGACCCGAUGAAGGGUCACCCAGCAUCUGACCCUAUUUUCUCAAGGGAGAAAAUGGAGACCACGUUGACCUCGGGUUACUUUGAGAUGCUGGGGACGCUUUGUAAAACUCGCAGUGGUGCAAGACUGCUGGAGAAAUUUAAGAUCUUCAAUUUAUACUACCGGUUAAGUGAACUCCGGAGUCGCGACGACAUUGUAAAAAAGAUCAUCACCUCGAUGGACUAUAGCAUAGAUGACCACCCUCGCGUCAUUUUAUCGAAGAUCAUGACCUCGGGCUACAAACAUAUCCGACUUUACGCCACGCAGCACCUAGGAACCGUCAUAAAGAAUGAUCGAAAUGAAUUCAACGACUGGGCCAUCCGGCUCUUAUGUACACAGCUCUGUGACCCUUCUUUGGACGUCUGCCACAUGGCUGUUCGAGCACUGGACGAUGCUUGUGCUCAGCGGAAGAAUCUGGAUUUUCUCAUACGACUUCGGCCAAAUCUGGAUCAUUUAGGCGAAGCUGGCAAUCCACUCCUGCUACGAUUUUUAUCAACGUCUAAAGGAUUUCACUACCUCCAGGAUAUGUCGUAUAUCGAAGGAGAGAUGGAUGACUGGUUCAUGUUCGCAAACAGACAGUACAUGAUUCAAACCGAAGUCAAGUUGGCGAAAGCGAUGGAGCUGCAGCGGUUCAACCCUUUUUCAGAAGACGGAAAGUUUGAGAAUGAGGCAGAGCUUCAACUGGGACGCGCUAGGCAGGUGCUCACACCUCAUUUCUAUGGAGAACUGACAAGGACUGAGGAAGGAUGCGAACUUUUGAGAGAGAAAGGCCACUUUUCUGAUUACGCGCGCUACAUUCGGGAACACUGUGCAGAAUCCAAGGACUCGACCGUCAUUAGCGAACUGAAGUCGAUUUUAUGGGCAGUGGGAAAUAUUGGAUCGACUGUGGGUGGUCUGCCAUUUCUAGAGGAAGAAGACCUGAUCAAGUAUAUCGUCGGCAUGGCAGAGCGAUCCAAAGUACUCUCCUUGAAGGGAACAUGCUUUUUUGUUCUGGGACUGAUGUGUAAAACCACGCAAGGUAUCGAGACCCUGGAAGACUACGGCUGGCAGGGAAUACUACAUCGUGACCGGACGCCGCGAGGAUUGUGCCUACCUAAGGACUUGGAUCGGUUUUUGGAGGUGCCUAGAUGGGAUCGAUACAGGGAGGAUGUCCCUCGAGUGGUCAUUCCUUUAACCAGUGAAGGGGAUAUUGUGGAGAAAGAGGUUCUGAAGGCUACAGGAGAGCUAGGCAACCAUAUUCUGACAAACGGCGCCUCCAAGAACUUGGCCAAAAUCAAGGCAGAACAUCCGACGUAUUUCGCCGAUCUAAAUCUAUACAGCGCUGUGCUCGAUUUGCUCUCACAUUAUCACUUCAGGCUCCCUGUCCGGCGCUUCAUCCUAGGUCUUUUUGAUGUGAAGUUCGAGGUCUGCGUAUGGGACCGACAGGACCAGGAAACGACGGAAGUUAUGACGCGUAGCAGCUUCGACAGCCCUUCAAGAGUGGUGGGGUUAGGCGACACAUAUUCAGGUGCGCCUCGAUCUAGUAUGACACUUGAGACGCGUCAAGGACUGCCAGGGCCUCCUGGGCUGAUGCUAUUCUCACCCUCAUCACAGCCACCAUCACUGUCAUCUUCGCCGUCAUUUACAAGAUCCUUGACGUCGUCAUACACAGCAGCGCAAGCACCACAGAGCUCAGCCUAUAUCACCAGGGAUGGGUCCUCCGGCAGCAGACCACAGCUGUUUCUAGAUGAAUUCAACAGCAAGAAGUCGAAAGGAAAGACGAGCUUGCCAAGACUAGGACGGACUUCUCAUGAGUUGGAUGCGGAACUGUCGCCAACGCUGACAUUGUCGCAGCCCCCGAUUCCGCCUCCACGACCGCCGCCUCAUGCGUACGAGAUUCUCUAUACCAACAAACCCUAUCACAAGAACUUUGCGAAGGAGGCAGGUCUGGCACCGCUGCCGCCGCGGGUUAAGGUCGCGGUGGCGAGCGUGGAGGAUGGAGAUCCGAUGGUGAUGGAGGCACGGCAGUCGACAUGCAACGGAGAGGCCGAGGAGCGGUUGCAUUGA
Messenger RNA from Gamsiella multidivaricata, 4407 nucleotides. Its product is annotated as Rapamycin-insensitive companion of mTOR, N-term-domain-containing protein. The coding region runs from base 1 to 4407 and encodes 1468 amino acids. Lineage: Eukaryota; Fungi; Mortierellomycota; Mortierellomycetes; Mortierellales; Mortierellaceae. The transcript has 26 exons. Gene Ontology annotation, biological process: TORC2 signaling. Gene Ontology annotation, cellular component: TORC2 complex. The record is from RefSeq and is a predicted model, not a curated record.